[Torrubiella] hemipterigena is the source of this 1170-nucleotide messenger RNA. Lineage: Eukaryota; Fungi; Ascomycota; Sordariomycetes; Hypocreales; Clavicipitaceae. The record is from the annotation of a GenBank genome assembly.
AUGUCUUUUGCCAACGGAACCCCUCCCGCCGCCGACCUUUCGGUCCCUCCCCCCUCUGGUGGCUCUCCCGACCAGUCCAAGACCACCCUCUGGAUGGGUGAGCUUGAGCCUUGGAUGGAUGAGAACUUCAUCAAGGGCGUCUUCCUCUCUACCUCUGGUGAGACUGUUAACGUCAAGGUCAUCCGCGAUAAGAACUCUGGAAACGCCGGUUACUGCUUCGUCGAGUUUGAGACUCCCGAUGCUGCUAACAAGGCUCUUGGCCUUAACGGAGACUCUGUUCCCAACAGCUCCCGUCAGUUCAAGCUGAACUGGGCUUCUGGUGGCGGUCUCGUUGACCGCAGAGAUGACCGCGGCCCCGAGUACAGCAUCUUUGUUGGCGAUCUUGGCCCUGAGGUCAACGAGUACGUUCUCGUCUCCCUCUUCCAGGCUCGCUUCCCCUCUUGCAAGUCUGCCAAGAUCAUGACCGAUGCCAUGACUGGUCAGAGCCGUGGCUACGGUUUCGUCCGCUUCUCUGAUGAGAACGACCAGCAGCGUGCUCUUGUCGAGAUGCAGGGCGUCUACUGCGGCAACCGUCCUAUGAGGAUCUCUACCGCUACCCCCAAGAAUCGCGGCGGCCACGGUUUCGGUCAGGGCCACAACGGCCAGAUGAUGGGCGGCGGCAACGGCGGCGUCCCUCAGCAGCAGCAGAUGUGGAACGGCAUGCAGGGCUUUGGCUACGGCGGCUUCAACCCUGCCAACCAGAUGAACCAGUUCACUGACCCCAACAACACCACUGUCUUUGUUGGUGGUCUCUCUGGCUACGUCACCGAGGAUGAGCUUCGCUCUUUCUUCCAGGGCUUUGGCGAAAUCACCUACGUCAAGAUUCCCCCUGGCAAGGGCUGCGGCUUUGUCCAGUUUGUCCACCGCCACGCUGCUGAGAUGGCCAUCAACCAGAUGCAGGGCUACCCCAUUGGUAACUCGCGUGUCCGCCUGAGCUGGGGCCGCUCCCAGAACAACUCUGGUGUCGGCACUCCCUACCGCCCUGCUCCCCCUCCCCCUCACUACAUGGGCAUGCCCGGCCACGGUCCCGGCCCCUACGGCCCCCAGCACUUUGGCGGUCCUGCUCCCGGACCCCAGGGUCUCGGCGGCCCUGCCGGUCCUCCUGGUGGUCCCGCUGGCCCCCCUCAGUAA